Molecule: messenger RNA, 807 nt
Organism: Guillardia theta CCMP2712
Lineage: Eukaryota; Cryptophyceae; Pyrenomonadales; Geminigeraceae
Exons: 3
Coding region: 1-807 (268 amino acids)
Molecular function (GO): protein binding
Source: RefSeq, a predicted model, not a curated record
AUGGCGAAGGAAUGCGCAUCCCUGAAGCUUCAUAGGAGCAGCGUGACGUGCUGUGCGUUCUCCCCGCAAGAUGACGUGCUGUGCUCGGGCUCUCUCGACUUGACCCUCAUGCUGUGGCGGCUCAGCGACGGCUGGUCUCAUCGGCUCCGGGGGCACUCGGGCUGGGUGACGUGCUGCAGCUUCAACCGUCAGGGUUCUUUGCUGGCUAGCGGCUCAGCCGAUGAGACUCUGCGACUGUGGGACGUAGAGAAGAUGCUGCGAGAGGAGGCGGAGGAGAGCGACGGCGAGCACAGCCUCCUCCUCAAAGGCUACGGGGGUUCCAUCCGCUGCUGCAGCUUCAACUCCUCGGGUCGAGUGCUGUGCAGCGGCUCGACGGACGAGACGGUGAGGAUCUGGCGAGUGAAGGACGGCAAGUGCGUCAAGGUGCUGCGAGAGCACGCGGGGUGGGUCCUGUGCUGCUGUUUCUCCCCCUCCUCUGCUUCGCUCCUCGUCUCUGGUGCUGCUGAUGGAGGCGUCUGCAUCUGGGACAUCAAAAUCCCCGAGCCCUGCCUGAAGCAUAUCAAGAGCAAGAAGUCCAUGCGCUCUCUCCGGAGCUCGGAGGUGACCUGCUGUGCCUUCCACCCGGACGGGAAAGUUUUCUGUGUGGGCGGGGAGGACAAGCAGCUGAGGCUCCUGCGCGUCGAGGACGGGGAAGUCGUCGAGCUGCUUCGGUGCCAGCAGAGCGUCACAGGAUGCGCGUUCCAGCCAGGUGCAAAGAGGAGGGAGGAGGAGGAAGAGGAGGCAGGAGGCAGGCGUGACUGUGCCUAG